AUGGCACACCAAGCAGCCGCUGCAGCCGCUACAGCCGCUGAUCCUGCAUCAAAAGAAGACGAGGAGUGGGGGAAGAGCAAGGCGAAGAAGCUUCUGAAGGACGAUAUCAUCUCCGGAAGAGUUACGGAUGAGAUGAAGCCAUCCGAGGUGAAGGCCAUGAGACCAGAGUUUGCGAAGUGGAAGAAAGAGCGCUUUGCAUCAAACUUGGGCACACUGAAGGAAGGCAUUGCGCGAGACUUUGGUAGAAUGCUCAGAGACUGUGAAUUCUAUGGGAUAGACAUUGCCAUCGUCAAGGAAAUGAGAAAGAAGGAAGGAAAAGUCCCAUUUUACCGGAGCGCUGCCAAGCCACUACUCAUGCAAGAUAUUGACGAUGAGGUUCAUUUGACAGAGAUUGAGGAAAGGAUGAUUUCUCCCAAGGAGAUCUACUAUUCAAGGACCGAAUACCAACGCUACGCGACACUGGAUGAGUUUCGUGGCUAUCUUUAUCAAGAGAUAAAGAAACGAGAGAAAAUUGAGGUUAAGAUCCGAUACGGAAAGAAGAAGCUCCGGGGCCGUGCUGGUGAAGCAACCCCUGCACUGAUUGAAUUGAUUGGCAAUGUUGAGAAAAGGAAUGAGGAAAAACUGGAGCAGAAAAGGGCCUGGAAACUAGAUGAGACUGAAGCAAAAUAUACCAAGAUGACCGUCAAGGAGCUGAAAGAGGAGCUUCGCAAUCGCGGUCUCAAGCUCAGUGGCAAGAAGUCAGACCUGAUUGAACGUCUUCUAGCUAUGGAAAGCUAG
Molecule: messenger RNA, 777 nt
Organism: Seminavis robusta
Lineage: Eukaryota; Bacillariophyta; Bacillariophyceae; Naviculales; Naviculaceae
Source: the annotation of a GenBank genome assembly